Molecule: messenger RNA, 3019 nt
Organism: Schistosoma rodhaini
Lineage: Eukaryota; Metazoa; Platyhelminthes; Trematoda; Strigeidida; Schistosomatidae
Source: the annotation of a GenBank genome assembly
GACGCUACGUUGGAAUAUUGUAGGUAGUUUGAUGUUAUCUGUUUGAUGUAGAAAACCUGUUUUUACGUUCGUUUGAUGUUUUCGCAUUAAAAAAUAUCUGGGAGUAUUAUAUCAAUGCUAGUUUUCGGGAACGCGUACUCAAGUCCCGUUUUCUCAAUAUAAGCAAGUUCAAAAAAAACUUUGAGAAUAAGUUGUGAGUACAAGGAAGAUAAAAGUUUGCUUUAAAAACUAGGCUCAGAUAAACUACGGUCAGAUUCACAAAGUUCCUCAGUGCGUUUACUUUAGUGUAUUCGGUUUUCUUCGAUUGAGAGUUCGAACUCAAAUAAAAUACAACGUACAGUGAUAACAAACCUAUUUAUAAUGUUAAAAUUUCACGAUCAGUAAGUGAAAUUGAUCUGUUUAGCCAUUUCCUUUCUCGGUCUUGUCAGUUUUCAACCUAAACAUGAUUUGACUGGCUGAUUUCGGACCGCUUGAAUAAUCACAUUCGAACACAUAUUCUUUUAAAUGCAGUUUUCAGUAGGAUAUGUAUAAUAAUGACUCGUUUUUGCAUAAUUAUUUAGCUCCACCGUUUAAAAUUUUUGGUGAGGUCUAGAUAAAGUAGAGUGUUGUUCUGAUUAGGUCUGGGCUUAGCAGAAAAGUAUUUUUUGACUGUCUUUUGGGACGGCUAGCCAUAGCCGUUAUCUAAACGAACAAUCCACAAACUACUCCAAAAUUAGGUCUUAUGAUUGAACUUGUCAACUCACUUGUUGUAAUCAUUGUUAACUUUACGCAGUUUGAUCGCCUGUCUAUAUAUUUUCCCUUACCUACGAAGUGUUAUUAAUAUAUUGUGUGUAUAAUGUUUAGUAGCGUUCUGAUUUUGUAUGACAGUUUGCAAACAAAUAAAUACCAACCAGAUUUAUAAGUAAAGACUCAAUUAGUGCAUUAUUCAUCACUCCGUUUUCUGUUCCACGUUUAUGAUAUUGCAAAUGUAACCUGCUUAAUUCUAAUUUAUUGCAGUCAUGGUGUCAGUACUGUCAUAUAUUUUACCUGUCUACAAAACAUUCUUUUCUCAUCCACUAUUCCGUUUUUGACUUUGUAAAGAGAUCCUAUGGUAAGGCUUUAAAUCCAUCAAAAUAUUUAAUUAUUGUUUCAUAUCCCUCACUUAAAUUGCAGUCUUCCACCUAAGUGUACUUUAACAGGGUGGUGAUGUUUUCGUUUUCCAAGCCUACGUUUUGUUAUUUACUUAUUUUUUUCAGAACAUAUGACUCUAGAUGAACGCUUUCAAAAACUUGGAACCCUUCUUCAAGGUUUCAAAAUCACUGAUUCGUCAUUGUUGUCUUAUGGCACUGCCGGGUUUCGUCUCCCCGCUGAUAAAUUGGGUGGUGUAGCGAUUCGAUUAGGAAUAUUGGCAUGUAUCAGAUCAUUAAACUUGCAAUGUAGGGCAGUGGGUAUAAUGAUAACUGCUUCUCACAACCCACCAUGUGACAACGGUAUGAAGUUAGUUGAUCCUCAUGGAGGUAUGUUGGAUGCUGAGUGGGAACCAGUUGUGGUCAGUUUUAUGAGUUGUCGCGAUGAAUCUAUCUCUAAAUGGUUAUCGGAACAUGGCUGCAACUUCCAAGAUGAUCAGCUACCCCAUGUUGUUUUGGGCUUUGACACUCGUGAAAGUUCUCCAGCUUUAGCAAAUGAAGUUAAACAAGGUGUUAAUGUUAUGCAUGGCAUCUGCCAUGAACUUGGACUGGUGACGACUCCUCAACUUCAUUAUUUUGUUCAAUAUAUUAAUUCAAUUGGUAACCUAUGUUCCAACCAACUUGCUGAUUUAGAAACUAUUUACGUUCAUCAUUUUGCUGAACGUUUCACCACCGCGUUAGAAAAUUUACAAAGUUGUACUGAGUCAAUACAUUUAAAUGUAGAUUGUGCACAUGGUGUUGGUUCUAAAGUUUUAGAACGUUUUUGUGCAUAUUUUUCAUCUGUCAAAGGUCCACGUAGAUUAAUAUUACACUUAUAUAAUACAGAGACAGAGAAUAAAGAGUUACUUAAUCAAAAUUGUGGGGCUGAUUUUGUUAAAAUUACAUUAAAUGCACCAAAGUUAACUCCACCGAAUGAACAGUCUAUCAUGUAUCCAGAUAGAUGGGCAACAAUCGAUGGAGAUGCUGAUAGAUUAAUCUAUUUUCGACCAAUUUUUACGCAUUAUUCACCAUCUUCAGGUGAUAAUAGGUUAAAUAAUGACGUGAAAGAAUUACAUCUACCUGGGGCUGUAGCUCAACAAGUUGAACUUCUGGAUGGUGAUCGUAUAUCAUGUCUUUUUGCUCAUUUUCUUGUUAAAGUUCUCAAAUCAGUAUCUUCCGAUCGUAAUUUAACUAUCGGAGUCAUACAGACAGCUUAUGCAAAUUCUGCGUCUACACGUUAUUUAACUGAACAUCUUCAUGUAUCAGUAGUUUGUGUUCCAACUGGAGUAAAACAUUUGCAUCAUGCAGCACAAAGUUUUGAUUUUGGGAUUUAUUUUGAGGCUAAUGGACAUGGAACUGUAUUGUUUUCUAAACAUAUUUUAAACUUUGCAGAAAAUCUAAAUGUGAAUAAUCCACUUCGUACAUUUAUUGAUUUAACUAAUACUUCAAUUGGUGAUGCUAUAACUGAUAUUCUUUUAGUGGAAUAUACAUUAGCCUGGUUAAAUUGGUCAUUUGUUAAUUGGUUUUCAAUGUACGAUGAUUUACCAUCGAAACAAUUAAAAGUUACUGUAGCUAACCGUGAUCUUAUAAAAGUUACAUGGGAUGAAAGACGUGUAACAAGUCCAAUUGAAUUACAAAUUGCUAUCGAUGAAGCUGUUCAACAAGCUGAUAAAUUAGUUGGUAAAAUUGGUACAUCACGUGCAUUUGUUCGUCCAUCAGGUACAGAAAACACUGUACGUAUUUAUGCUGAAUCCUAUACACAUGAAGCAACUGAUUGGUUAUCCGCAACGAUCGCUUUGAUAACUUAUAAAUUAGCCGGUGGAAUAGGUCAUCAGCCAACACCUCCUAAGCCUCUUCAUUCCAUCUGUAGUUGA